Messenger RNA from Eufriesea mexicana, 600 nucleotides. RefSeq lists its product as uncharacterized. NCBI's taxonomy places the organism in Eukaryota, Metazoa, Arthropoda, Insecta, Hymenoptera, Apidae. The transcript is spliced from 2 exons. The record is from RefSeq and is a predicted model, not a curated record. The coding region runs from base 1 to 600 and encodes 199 amino acids.
AUGCCAACGCAUCUGCAAGUAAUACCAUGCCCGCAGAAGCAAGUGAUUAAAAGAUUCAUUCGUGAUGUACCUUGUCCCCGGGUGAAAUCGAAGAAACCGCGGGAGGUAUGUCGAACAGACGAAAGCAAAAGAGCUUGGAAACAGAUCGACGAGGCAGUCUGUUCGUCCUCGAAAGAAGUGUCGCAACGUGUAACCUGUGCGACGAAGCAACAGCCUACGAAGUGUGCACCGAAAACGUGUCCGGGGAAGGAGGGUAAAUCGGUGUCGAUGGGGUGUCCGAAAUGCGAGAGCAACCGAAUCCAAAAGUUGGAAUGCGAAGUGUACCAAUUGCGAAAGGAGAUCGAGUGCAUGAAAUACGAGCGGAAAGAAGCCGAGAAAGCGAUCCAGAAGGCCAUCCUUCGCAGCGCCCGCGCUCUCGGCGGAAGAUUUAAACCUACAGUGCCGGGAUCGAUCGAGAAACUUUUAGAUACCUGCGAUAGCGAUGCGUCUUCCCAGUCUACGUCUUCGGUCACUAUCUGUGCAGCCGAGUCUACGUUGCCGGCGAUACACGCGUGUCAGAAGCGUACAUCGAGGAGAAGCGAGGAGUUCGAUUACUGCUAG